This is a messenger RNA of Cladocopium goreaui, 2989 nucleotides long. Lineage: Eukaryota; Dinophyceae; Suessiales; Symbiodiniaceae. The record is from the annotation of a GenBank genome assembly.
AUGGCCUCUCCUCCUCCUGAAGAUCUUGUGGAGCUUGACACAGAUGUCCAGGCAUCAGAUCAAGUUACGUUGUCUGAUGAGGAGCAGGACGAGGCUGACCAGGAUGAAUCCAACCAGGUUGCGGUUGGGGCGCGAGGCCGUGGCACAGGCAGAAGCGGCAAAGGCGGCAAAGGCCGUGGAAGAGGUGCUGGUGACGCAGCACCAAGUGAGGUGGGCAGUACUUCUUCGAAAAAGGCAGUGAACAAGGAUUUGACCGGUGUGAAGAAACAAAACAAGCAGUACUCCAGGAAAUGCAAAGGCUGUGGUUUGUAUUUCAAACCAGAAGGCAUGGGCUCCAAGAGUGCAUUUUGCCUGAAGGACAAGCACCGUUUGGAUGCUUUGACCAGAGUUGCAAAGGCUCAGGGAAAGCUUAAGUGGAUCAAAGAUGUUCGCAAAGAUGAAGACAAAGUUUCCAAGGUUCUCAAGAAGUACGAUGAGCUGACGGGUGGCACUGGUGCCUUGAAGUCCCAGGGGUCGAAGAGCCAGCUGUUCACUUCCCUUGACACUUCGAGCGCAACUUCCCGGGUUCAGUUUGGAACUGAAUGUCAGAUGAUGCCGGAAGACGUUUACAUGAAGCAUGUCACCGAGAAGCUGUCUGAGGGUGAGGGACGCCUUACCAAAGCGCAGGCCAACAUUCAAUGGCAGACAUGGAUGGAUUUGAUCCAAACUACUCCGGACACAGAGGAGGUGAUCUACGACCGAAAGGGUGCCAAUGGUUCAGUUCGAGUUGCAGUACCUUUGAGGGACACUGUGCUCUUGGCCAACAUCUUUGACAGAACCAAGAGUUUUCAGGCCCGUGAGAAGGAUCAAAAGGAUCUGUCGGAAGAAUCAAUUCUUCAGAAGAAGAAGCAGUUGCUGCUGGAUCAUGAUCGCAACAGCGAUUUGGAUGCUCGAGCCAUUGGGGCUGGCAUGGUGAAGGCAGCAGGAGAUGGAACCGCUGGCAACUGCUUUGCCGGAAAUGCCUUUGAGGUUGAUGUGGAGAUGCUGAAUCCCAAGACUCCUGAGAAAGAGGAUCAAGCUGCUGAUGGUGAAGGAGCUCCAGAAGGUCAGGGCGCUGAAAAGGAAAAUCAAGGUCAGGCUCCUGGGGAUGAAGACGGUCGCUCUGGCCCAGCUGCACCUACGAAGAAGCGAGGCUAUUGGGACAGAGAUCCAGCAAUCGCCUCAAAAAUGCGGGCUGAGAACAAUGCCCUGAUGACUCUCCAAAUGCAGGUUGACAACAAGCUUGUUGAAGGUCGUGAUCAGAUGAAAGAAGCUUCGAAGCGAGGACCAGAGUGUGAGCGUGAGACUGCCAUAGAGCGUGACACGCUCACCAAGCGCUUGGAGUUUUUGGAGGCAGUGAUGAAGAGCGAUUCGGCCUCGUUGGAGUCUUUGAAGAAUUCUUGCGUCGCCUCGCCAAAGGAAGCCACUCCUGUGAAGUCUUCGGAAGGAUCAACGGAGGCAAGCACUGUUUGGACUGAGCAGAUUGGCAAGGCUCCACCGAGCCAAUCCUACUUGAGCCUGAUGACGCUUCCAUCCAUCAAGGACUCUGCCGAGGCUGCUUGGUGGAAAUGUCAGAGUGCUCAGGAGCUGAAGGAUCUCAACAAGGAGCGAACCAAUGACCGAAAGCCCAUCCAGGAGCUGGUCAACGCUGUCAAGACAGGCAUCAAUGAGUUGAAGAAGGCAAUUGUUGCCUACGAUCAGAGGGUGUCUGCAAAGAGAUCCUCUACUACAUCUGCAGCUGCUGGGUCGAAGCGAAAAAAGCAGAAGACUGGUGUCGAGCCAUCCUUUUUCGACAAGGCUUUGGAGCAAGGGUCUUCUAUGCCUUUUUAUUCAAGCCUUGAGGAGGCCAAGGAUAAGUUGGAUUGCAACAUGCCAGCCAUUGUCAGAGUUGCCGAUUUGGUCAAGCCAAUUUUGGCAGAGGAUACCGUGGCUGGUGCAGCCGCUGGCUUCGCUGCUGCGUUUGCCAACCACGUGAAAUCCAAUGACAAGGCCAACAUUGCAAAGCCACCAGAACGGAGAACAAAGGCCCGGGCUGCUUCGAAAAUCCAAGGACAAGCAGCUGUUCGUUUGAUGGAUGCCUUCUCUGGUUUGUUCGGAGAUUUUCUUCCAUCUCCUGUGCCAGAGAUGAACUUGGAGGUUUGCCACAUUGGAGUGCAGGCCGGAUCUGUGACAUCCGCUUCAGAGAAAGGUUGGAGCGCUUCUGUGCGAGUGUCUUCUACGGGGACAAAGACCAUCGCUUUGAUUCCUGCUUCCAAGGUGCAUGAACUUGCGGGAGAUUUGAACCCUACCAGCUUUUGGGACAUGGUUCUCCAUCCCGAGAAGACCGCAUUCGAGGGGGAUUUGCUGAAGUGUUUGCUGACUGGAACAGCUGGACCAUUUGAUUUGAUUUGGCUUCCAGCUGGCUGGAUCUUUGCGGAGAAUAUCAUGGAAGACUCUGACCUUCAUGGCCUGUGCUUCCGUGGCUUCACAGCCAAGAACUCGGCUGCCUUGAGCGAGGUCAAGCUUGUCCAGAAGCUCCUCACGUCCCAUGGCCGGCCAGAUGCGGAUGUUGACAGGUUCUUGGCAGCUCUGGAGAAGGAGGUUCCAGUUCCAGCUGUUCCUGCUCCUAUUGCCGAUACGGCGAAGAAGGAGAACGUUGACUUUGAUUCCAACGAGGUUGCAGAUGGUUUUGCUGGUGCUGGGGUUGCGGCGGAGGUUUCCCCUGAGGAUCUGCAGCAUCAAAGUCCCAGCAAGGAUAAUGAGAAGGUCAAGCAGAAUGAGCUGAAUUUGAAGAAGAUUGGAGAUGAUGACGAUAAUUUGGAGAAAAAGAAUGAAGUCUUCAAGAAGGAUGCUGUGCCUGGGACUGGGAUUCCACCAGCCGCUAUUGAGUAGCUCAGUUACCAGUUGAAAGUUGGCUUGUCAGCCUUUGGAGCUGAUGGCAUUUUUUCGAUUUGAAACUUCGCAUCAUGUUGCUGCUGCACCCUUGCGUUCG